Messenger RNA from Erythranthe guttata (spotted monkey flower), 811 nucleotides. Its product is annotated as plant/protein. Lineage: Eukaryota; Viridiplantae; Streptophyta; Magnoliopsida; Lamiales; Phrymaceae. The record is from RefSeq and is a predicted model, not a curated record.
GCUGAAUCCCUCAAUUACUAUUGAUAAGAGCGCGGCGAGUCAUUUGAUUAGAACAACUCAAUUUGGCGAAGAGCUAAUUCAGUAGCAUUUCAAGCUUAACAAUGGCGUAUCAGAAUUCCGGAAUGCUAUCGAAGGAUCAACUGCUUCACCUCUUUGAUCAAUUCGCUUAUCUCACUUCGCAGCCUGAGGUGAAACAACGGAUUUCUGAUGCCGUCAACGAUAAGCAGGAAGCUGUAGCUGUAACUACUGCAAUUCAAGAAGAGAUAUUUUCCGAUAUGGGAGUUGAUCCACAAUUUGGUCUGGCUUGCUUGGGGAAAGUAAACAUGACCUUUGAGAAUGAUCAAGACUUGAUGAUUCAAUUUUAUGGUUUUGUAGCAAAGGAGGAGAUAGCUUGUGAGGAAGCAGAGCUUGGUCCAGAUGGAUUUGCAGAAAGAAUGGAAAUGCAACAUUAUUUAGAAGAACAGCAACUGGAGAUGCUGAAGCACAUGCGCAAAUUUCACCUGGAUGAUCAGUCUGCCAUCCUUGAAAAGAUCCACCAGCAGAUGGAGAAUACCAACUUUCAACCUGAGGCAUCGAUAUUGUCAGUUGACCACAUACAGGACAUUGUUAAACGAAGGGUUUCACCUCUCUUUCAGCCAAUAUGACGGUUUUACUUGUCUUGUGUAGACGCUGUACUGUAAAAUUUAUUUCAAUGAAGGAUCAAAAGCUUCGUAUUCUGCUUGUUGCUGGCGAUAUGUAAACUUGAAUCACCCCUACCCCUGUUUUAUUUUCGAAUUAAAUGAGGAAUCACUACGAGCAUUUCGUUUCUUAA